UACCACGGCGGCGUCUCAUUCGAUGGCCACAUGAACGCAGCCAAGUCCGGCGGCCGCAUGCUCGCGCGGCGCGUCGUCCCGCCCCCCUGCCGCGGUGCCGCCUCCGCGGUGCCCGCGGCGACGUCGACGCCCCAGCACAUCUCCCACUACCUCGCGCACAGCCCGAGGGUGACCUGGGAGGCGCUCUCCGCAUCGUUCCCCGCCGCCCCGGCGCCCGAGGGGCACGUCGACGCCGUGCUCCUCUCCCUCGCCAGGAACCCCAGCCCCUCCUCCCCCGCCUCCGCCGAGACCGUCGCCAAGAACGCGCACAGCUUCUUCCACUGGUCCGCCGCCGCGUCGCCGUCCCCACACUCGCUCCGCUCCUACUGCCUCCUCGUCCACCUCCUCGCCCGCGCGGCCCUCAUCAGCCACGCCUCCGUCCUCCUCCAAGCCGCCAUCACCAGGCACUCCUCCUCGCCCGCCUCUUCUUUCCUGGACGCCUUCUUCUCGGCCUACGAGGACAGCGGCACCGCCGCCACGACCCGCGGCCUCCACCUCCUGGUGCACGCCUACGCGCAGCUCCGCCUCCCGGAGGAGGCCCUCGAGGCCUGCCGGUACCUGGCGCUCCGCCGCGUGCUCCCCUCCCUCUCCGCCUUCAACGCCGUGCUGCACGCCGCGCAGCGCACCGGCCGGUUCCGGGUCGCCUGGGAGGUGUUCGAGCUAAUGACGCUCAAGCGGGUGUACGCCAGCCAGGCCACCGUCGAGCUUGUCGUCGGCGUGCUGAGCCGGGAAGGCACACUUGCCAGGACGGUGGCCCUCGUGGAGAGGAUCCACGGCAAGAAGUGCGCGCCGGGCGUUGUGGCGCAUGUCGCGCUGGCGCUGUGGAUCUUCGAGGAAGGGAGGGCCGAGAAAGGGAUCUUGCUGCUCAGGAGGAUGCUGCAGAGGAACAUGGUUUUCGACGACGUUGCUUACUCGCUGAUGGUGCAUGCCCACUGUCGUAUUGGUGAUCUGGAGUCGGCACGCGAGCAGUGGGACGACAUGGUUCGACGAGGCUGUCGCCUGAACCCAUUUGUGUAUACUUGCCUCGUCGGAGUACAUUGUCGUGAAGGUAAUGUCAGUGAGGCCAUGCAGUUGCUGCAAGAAAUGCUGUCCAGGGGGUUGAAGCCGUAUGAUGCUACAUACAGUCACCUCGUCACUGGGUGUUUUAGACAUGAGAGGACAGGUGAGGGCUUGGAGUACUUCGACAAGAUGCUCCAUGAAGGCCUUGUGCCGGACAUUGGCACUUGCAAUGAGAUCUUAGAGGCGAUGUGUGGUGCUGGAGAGGUCGGCAAGGCGAACGAGUUGGUGACGGCAAUGAUCGACAAAGGAAUUAUUCCUGGUCAGGAUACAUACCAUAAGCUCAUUGAUGGAUUCGGAAAAGUUGGUGAUGUGGAAGGUGUUGUCAAGAUUUAUUAUGAGAUGGAGCACAGGGGACUUAACCAUGGCUCCGAUUUUUUUACCUCCCUGAUCAGUGCCCUGUGCCAGUGCGGGAAUCCAAAGGAAGCUGAGAAGUUUGUGUAUGUGAUGGAAAGGAAAUCACUGGCUCUGACAAGUGACAUAAGCGAUAUGUUGAUCAGCAGUUACUGCAAGAAGGGGAACACUAAGAGGGCACUUCGGUUAUACGACAAGAUGAUUACACGAAGCGAGAAGCUAAUCCCCUCUGCAGACACAUUUAUGAUGUUGGUGAGAAGAGUCAUCAAAGUAAAGACAUAGUUCCCAUAAUACCUGAUCUCGCAGCUAGAUUAUUGUGCUUGAUGGGAGAAAAGCUAAAGGGGGUUGAGAGCUGCAAAGGUAAAGGAGGAGAAGGUUGCUAUUACAAGAUUCGUCUAUGUAUGGCACUUAUUGUCACUUUUGAAAAGGCAGUGGUAACUGAGAACAGGAAAACUGCCCUACAAGUGAGGAGAGGGAUUACAAGAGAAUCCAUUUUUUUUUCUUGCCUUGCAAGGCGAAGAAUCUGAGAUUCUAGUUGGAUACAUGUUAUUUUCUGCUUGUGUGCAAGUGGAUGAGGCCAACUUACCAUGCAAAUCACAAUCAAAUGGCGCAGCCCUUAUGAGUCCAGACUAGAUUAUUCUCAACAUAACUACUCUAUGAGUGUUCCUAGGACCUUUUCCAUGCAAACUGGAUCACUGGAUUUCUGUCUGUCUGUUAUUUUAAGGGUUGGUUCUUCUGCGGAGAACUAAUCCACUGGGCAGAAACCAAUAAAUUGGUAAUCUUUUCCAGUAUUAAACUGUUUAUGAUGAUAUACUGUAUGAUAACAUUGUUAAUGGGCUGAACAAUUACAAUGUCAUUCACAUGUCUAGCAUCGUACAGUAUCAACUAUCAAACUGACUUUGAAUUCACUUAUUGAUUCA
Molecule: messenger RNA, 2369 nt
Organism: Hordeum vulgare subsp. vulgare (domesticated barley)
Lineage: Eukaryota; Viridiplantae; Streptophyta; Magnoliopsida; Poales; Poaceae
Product: pentatricopeptide repeat-containing protein At1g66345, mitochondrial
Exons: 1
Coding region: 31-1731 (566 amino acids)
Molecular function (GO): protein binding
Source: RefSeq, a predicted model, not a curated record